AUGGAUGUUUUCAUAUCCAGGAAACGUCCACGGCUCUCAAAUUCGAGCGAGGAGGCCAGAGACAAGUCAUCAGAUCCCUGCGAAGACACAACUGACACUAAGCUAGCAAUACUGCUAUCUCUUUUCCCGACGAUCAAACAGGAUGAGCUAUUGGAUAUACUCAUAUCCUGCGAAGGGUCUGUGGAGAAUGUAAUUGGACUCCUCUCUGCUAGAGAUACCGCAGGAGGCACACCCGUCGGCAAAAAGCGAGCUGCUAUUACCUCGACAUUCGGCAUGCAGACAUCUCUCUCAUCACACGUGUUUACAACAGCUGAAGAUGGGACCAUGAAACCUUUGCAUGAGAUUGCAAGCAAGAAAAAACUUCCACCUCUACAAAAGGGCAAAACGUUACAUCUAUACUCGCCUGAGGAUAUUGCUACCUACACGCCUUGUACUAUCAUCCACAACUUCUUACCCGCCAAAGAAGCAAACGAACUUCUGCUUGAAUUACUUGAUGAAUCGAAACACUUUUCUCGGUACGACUUCCAACUCUUCAACCGCACCGUCCAUAGUCCCCACACAUACUCUGUGUACGUCUCUACACCCGAAGAGCACCGGCAACAUACCUCCGAAUACGCUUACGGUGGCACAUAUCGGUCAAGUGUGCGCCAGGUGACACCACAGCUGCGGUCAGUGUCACGCCAGGUACAGAAAACUGUCAACGACGAGAUCAACAAACGAAUUCGAGACGUCUAUCCAGACGGGAAGAAGUUACAGUACCAAUCACCGAAAGAGUGGCGGCCCAACGCGGCAUUUGUCAACUGCUAUGACGGGCCGACCGAAAGCGUGGGAUAUCACUCCGACAAACUCACCUACCUCGGACCCCACCCGGUGAUAGGAAGCUUGAGUUUGGGGGUGGCACGUGAAUUCCGAGUCCGUCGGAUAGUACCUCGCGAUGACGACGAUACUGCGGAAGAAGAUCAUGAUUCCAAUAAGACUAGUCCAAUUCCACAUUCCCCACGGGACCAGACUGCAGCGACUGCACGCGCUGACGCCCAGGGCCAGAUCUCAAUCCAUCUUCCCCACAAUUCUCUCCUCAUUAUGCACGCAGAGAUGCAAGAGGCGUGGAAACACUCUAUUGCCCCAGCUCAAACUAUUUCUCCACAUCCGAUCUCUGGGAACAGACGUAUUAAUGUUACAUAUCGCUGGUAUCGUGAUACUCUACACCCACGCUACACUCCACGUUGCAAGUGUGGUGAACACACGAUCCUCCGGUGUGCACAACGUAAGAAUGGGACGAGAGGGAGGUACAUGUGGAUGUGUUACGCUAGUUAUACGCCAGGGAAGGAAGGGUGUUCUUUCUUCCAGUGGGCCGAGUUUGAUGAUGAUGGGGAUCCGGUGUGGGAAAAGAAAACCAUCGGGGACGAUGCCCCUACUUUGACGAAUUUCUCGGCAUCUCAAUAA
Penicillium expansum is the source of this 1443-nucleotide messenger RNA. Its product is annotated as putative CUE domain protein. The coding region runs from base 1 to 1443 and encodes 480 amino acids. Gene Ontology annotation, biological process: DNA alkylation repair; DNA repair. Gene Ontology annotation, cellular component: nucleus. Gene Ontology annotation, molecular function: dioxygenase activity; ubiquitin binding; zinc ion binding. Lineage: Eukaryota; Fungi; Ascomycota; Eurotiomycetes; Eurotiales; Aspergillaceae. The transcript has a single exon. The record is from RefSeq and is a predicted model, not a curated record.